CAUCAACUACUCUUCAGCUGAAGAACCAUGCUUCACGCCGACGACCGCGUGUCGCAAGCCUGGCAGGUUGUAGAUCCUACGCACGUCAAAUCACUCUCAUGCUCUCAAACGGUGGAUUAUGACAAUCCCCCUGUUACGCCGGCGAGCCAAACAUGCCAAAGUACGGACGGGAUGCCGCACUUGUCGCGACCGACACGUGAAGUGUGACGAGCAACGGCCGACGUGCAAGCGCUGCGAGGACGCCGGAAAAGCCUGCGCUGGCUACGAUGCGGCCCAAGUAUGCCCUCCAAAACCCCAAUUGGCCCGCCAAAACCCGACCUUGCGCAGUUUGGCCAGCUUCGCUUGCCCCCUGACGAGUCGAGAGAAGCAUGCCGUCGACUUUUUCCGACUUCGUGCUAUCCACCAGAUGCCAGGCAGCUCCUGGCUGCUUGCAUGGGACCGUCUUGUUCUCCCACUGUUCCAGACUGAGCCCGCCGUUCUGCACGCCGCCGCGGCUUUGGCAUCGCUGCAACGAGGCCUGAUUCCACUCUCCCCUGCCUUCGAUGGCGUCGAUCAGGCAGAGGAUCUUCGAUUCGCGCUCGAACAAUACAACCGAACAAUCUCCUCCCUGGGCGCGAAUAUCGAGCUUCUAGAGAAGCAGCGCUCAGCCAGCGCUGCAGAAGCUGUCCUCGUGGUGUCACUACUCCUGUUCGCCUUUGAGCUUCUGCAUGGAAACGAAUCCCGUGCCAGCAUACAUCUCCGCGGUGGCAUGAAGGUCCUGAUGCAACAACUCCAGUCAACUCCACGGACGAAUGAGGGCGCCUCUGAAGGAGGUGAGGUGGUGUUACGUGCUGAACCGCGAUCGCUAAUGGACCUCUUGACUCAUGGCUUUGUCCGACUGGAUGCCGACUUGUCUCUACUUGCCGGCCAGAGUCCUACUCUUUACCCCACCGUUAAUGGACAAAUACCGUCGGCUUUCUCCUCAUUACGAGAAGCUGCCGUGCAUCUCGACGCCAUCGAACGAGACGUAGGAGACACCUGGUGCGAGAUGUUCAAGCUUGCCGAGGAAUACGUCUACCAGUCCUAUGAGAACGCAGAAACUGUAAACGAGGAGAUACUGGAGCUGCUCAUUAUCGCGAAAUCUCGCACAAUACCACUUGAUUCGGCGCCCGAGGUCGAGCGGAAAACGGAAAAGAUCACAGCCACCUUGACGCAAUGGAUGUUCGCGUUCGCGGCGCUCCCUAUAGCCGGCGAGAAGAGGCUGGAGCGGAUCCUCGUGGAAGCGCAGUUCUUCUGCCUUUGGAUGACUGCUGGUACAUGGCAAGACGAGGACGAGCAGCCGACCGACCGCUUCCUUGACCAAUGCAAGCACAUGCUAGACUCCAUCGCGUUGUACGUGAAGCGUCACCAGGCAUUUAUUGCCGAAUCUGGGUCGGAAACCCCGGAAACAACCGCACAAACCCAACCUGCAUUUGCUGUUGGUACUGCUCUUGGUCCGGCGCUGAGGGUCAUCAUUGAACGCUGUCGGGACUCGCUCCUUCGACGGCAGGCCAUAAGUCUUUUGCGGGGUAUGAACAUGCGCGGCGUACACGAUGCAGAAUUUCUAGCCUCAUUCUACGAGGCGCUUGUGGAUCUGGAAGAGAGCCAGGCCAGAGACAUGCUUGGCCAACCGGCUCACGCCCUAUUUCAAUGCCACCACAUCCCUUCAGCAGCACGGAUUUUGGAGAGUCGCAUUGGGAACCCUGAGCUGUAUGACGAUUUCUACCACCGGCCAUAUGGGCACAUGCUGUACAUCACCUUGGAUGCUGAGGGUGAAGCUCAAGCACACUCUCAAGUCUUCUUCGUCCCAAGACCUGGAUCCCCUGCGAGCGUAAAUACAGUUCUUCCUGGACAUGGUUUCCCGGAAGUGUCUACUCUGGCACCAACUGCCCCAUCGCCCUCCAAAAGUCACACCUGAAUCCCCGCCCGCCUUCCCAAGUAUACGCAUUGACAAGCGUUAUAUUGUUCAGAUCGCCCGGCAAGCCACAGGUUUCCAAGUGUUCCAAAGCAU
This is a messenger RNA of Neohortaea acidophila, 2029 nucleotides long. RefSeq lists its product as uncharacterized. Gene Ontology annotation, molecular function: zinc ion binding; DNA-binding transcription factor activity, RNA polymerase II-specific. NCBI's taxonomy places the organism in Eukaryota, Fungi, Ascomycota, Dothideomycetes, Mycosphaerellales, Teratosphaeriaceae. The record is from RefSeq and is a predicted model, not a curated record. The transcript has a single exon. The coding region runs from base 119 to 1936 and encodes 605 amino acids. Gene Ontology annotation, biological process: regulation of DNA-templated transcription.